CUUUUUUUUUUAACCUGCGUCUCUCCUGCCAAUCGGCUGGCAGGGUAUUUCAGCCUUUCGAUUCCGUAGUGUGGCCGGGUGACACUCUUCAGGGGGCCUAAAAGAUGGCCCAAAAACUUCUACUCAGGCCAUUCCUCUCCAUACCUGCCAAGCAGCUCUCUGCGCCGCUGCGUUCCCAGCCCUCGUUGCUUCUGUGCAGGGUCUUGGCUGUGCCGUGCAACGUCACCUGGCGCCUGCCCUUUCCCUUCACUACUGUGCCUACAACUACUAGGACAUUUUCCACUACUCAGGUUUUCAGGCACACCUUUAACAUCCAGGAUGAGGAUGACUUUCAAGACAGAGUUCUGAAAAGCGAGAAGCCGGUGGUGAUUGAUUUCCAUGCUCAGUGGUGUGGUCCCUGCAAGAUCUUAGGCCCCAGACUAGAAAAGCUGGUGGCCAAACAGAACGGAAAGGUGUUGAUGGCAAAAGUGGACAUUGACGAUCACACAGACCUAGCCCUUGAAUACAAGGUUUCAGCAGUGCCCACAGUCUUAGCUAUGAAGAAUGGUGAUGUGGUGGAUCAGUUUGUGGGGGUAAAGGACGAGGAUCAGCUGGAAGCCUUCCUCAAGAAACUUAUUGGGCCCUGAGCAACUGAGGACAAAACUGUGUCAAACAUGCCCCAGGAUUCCUUGCAUUUCCCCUUUUCUUUUUUGAACCUAGUUCCUUGGGUAGGAAUGAGGAACAGUCCUGGAGGAGCUGGCCUAUUGUCCAGUUUUAGGAAGGAGCGGAUUGUGCCAUUCUUGCCCUUCCUUCUCCCUUCAGGGGAUGGUUGGUUGCUCUGCGGUGGAGGAAGAACAGAGUCUGCUGCCUGCUAGCAAAAAACCAGUAGCAAGAAAUGCAUGAUUCCUACAGAGAGUGCAUGGAGAAGCUUUCCCCACUCAUCCGCUCCAGUCUGUAUGCAGCAGGGCUAAUAACUGCUGCCUAUGAGAGAUGCUGGCCGAGUUGGUUUGAUAACUGGUUCCCCUGCUUCAUCUCACCAGUCUGUGUCCAUUUGCCCCACCCCACAAAAUCUCUGUCCAAGGGUAGCUCUAAAUAACCUGCAGCUCUUUGGUUGCUGGUCCCCCUUCUCCUGUUUAUAAACUGAAUAAAAAGAAACAUCAUUUGGAAUCUUUUUUUCUUUUUGGUAGAUCUGUAAUAAAGACAGCUUUAGUAACGACUUCA
This is a messenger RNA of Rhineura floridana, 1200 nucleotides long. It is a transcript of the gene TXN2, whose product is annotated as thioredoxin 2. Gene Ontology annotation, cellular component: mitochondrion. The transcript is spliced from 4 exons. Bases 105 to 626 code for a protein of 173 amino acids. NCBI's taxonomy places the organism in Eukaryota, Metazoa, Chordata, Lepidosauria, Squamata, Rhineuridae. Gene Ontology annotation, biological process: cell redox homeostasis. Gene Ontology annotation, molecular function: protein-disulfide reductase activity. The record is from RefSeq and is a predicted model, not a curated record.